AUGAGCUCACUUCUCAAGAACAUUGCCUUUCAUCCGUUUCAUUUGGGAAAUCAUCAAUCAAAUAAUAGUAAUAACAAUAUUAACACGAAUUCAACAACUCCAAACACGACGACAACAUCCGAUAAAACAACCUCUCCUGUGCGGAAAAAUUCAAUUUCUACUACAAAUAAACCUCUUGAUGAAGGUCAAGCAUCGGGAUUGGAAAUUUCAUCAUCAAAUACUGCAAAACAUUUACGACUUGGGUCGGGCGUGACGCAAAAUGCUUUGAUCAAUGAAAAUAAUUUAACACAAUUUCAGCACUCGUCUUCCUUGUCAAUGCCAAAGCAGCAAGAAGAUCAAGACAUGAAAAAGAAAUUAAAAAUUCUCAAAAAGGAAUACUUAAAGCAAAAAGCAGAGAUGGAAAGAUUGGCACAAAUUGCACUCGGACAGCAAGAAGAAAUUAAACAUAAAGAUUUCCAAUUAAAGAAAUAUAAACAGCAGUGUGAAGAGCAGUCUUCAAAAAUUAGUGAAUUGGAGACGCAAUUACAAAUUGAGAGGGAAUUAUGUGAAGGUGCCAUACGGAUGAAAAAACAAACGAGCUCUAAUGACAAUAACAACCAAUCAACAAACACUCAACAAACCGAAAAUGAUUUGUCACUUUUGUUAGAUGAAGGUUUGACCACGAAAGAUGUGAUGGAAAAAACGUAUCAAUAUUUGAAGGAUGAUACCUUCACAUUUAUGCUUAAUACUGAAGAGUAUCAGGAAGAAGAAACAAUAUCCUCACUGAAACAAGAAAUUGCAGCUCUGCGAGAGGAGAAUUUUUAUUUACGAGAGGAGAAACACAAGCUCAACAACGAAAAGGUUCACUUAUUUGAACUAGUCCACCAACUCACUCAACAACUGGGUCUCGGAAAUGAAGACAAGAAUUGA
This is a messenger RNA of Naegleria fowleri, 909 nucleotides long. RefSeq lists its product as uncharacterized. The record is from RefSeq and is a predicted model, not a curated record. The coding region runs from base 1 to 909 and encodes 302 amino acids. The transcript has a single exon. NCBI's taxonomy places the organism in Eukaryota, Heterolobosea, Eutetramitea, Acrasida, Naegleriidae.